AAUAAUAUACAAUUUUUUAAUCUGUUUACGUUAAAUUUGAAAAUAUUGGAAAUCGCUUUAAGUUUCGUAGUCUUCGAAAUAAGAACCAUUUAAUUCUAUAAAACAUGCCGAUUUAAUGACAACGAAGUAAAUGGCAAGUGGCGUAGCCAAAUGCCCCGGGGGAGGAGUAAGUUCAAAAUGGCUGCCAAAACCUAACAGAAUGAGUGAAUUUAAAUGACAAGUGAUAAAAUGAACGUUUAACUAAUAAUCGAAGGUGAUUUUUUUCUUAUCUGCUUUGUUUACAUGUUGUGUGCCUCCUCCACGCGAGAUUUUUAAAUAGAUUUUAUAAUGUUAUUGUUAAUACUGGAUCAUCAUUGUUGUAAAGUUAGCCUGAAACACUGAAAAUGGGUGACUCGGACGGUGUGGACGCUGCUGCGGGGGCGGCAGCGGAGCGCCGCCUUCGACAGCUGGAGGCGUUGUAUCUCAGUGGUCCGAUCGCCUCGGCGGGCCAAGCCAUCAGUCUGGAAACCCUUAUCGAUAUCAUGCUUGUACUAUACGACGAAUGCAGCAAUUCGAGCUUGCGCAAAGAGAAAACUGUGUCUGACUUUCUGGAAUAUGUUAAGUGCGUGGCCUGUACGGCGAAGUCUCUUCGUCUCACCCGUGAUGAUUUCGAGAUAAUAAAGGUGAUCGGCAGGGGAGCGUUUGGCGAAGUUUGCGUGGUGAAAAUGCGGGGAUCCGAAAAAGUGUUCGCGAUGAAAAUCUUAAACAAGUGGGAAAUGUUAAAACGAGCGGAAACGGCUUGCUUUAAAGAGGAGAGGGAUGUGCUUGUCUUCGGAGAUCGACGCUGGAUAACGCACUUGCAUUACGCGUUUCAGGACGAAUCGAAUCUCUAUUUGGUAAUGGAUUAUUACUGCGGAGGUGAUUUGUUGACAUUGUUGAGCAAAUUCGAAGAUCGUCUUCCGGAAGAUAUGGCUAGGUUUUACAUAGCCGAAAUGGUCCUAGCCGUGGAUUCCAUUCACAAACUUCGAUACGUACACAGAGACAUCAAACCCGAUAAUGUUUUGUUGGACGCGAAUGGUCACAUAAGGCUGGCUGAUUUUGGCAGUUGUUUGAGGUUAAACGAUGACGGUAUGGUGCAAUCGAAUGUGGCUGUGGGUACCCCCGAUUAUAUAUCCCCGGAAAUACUCAGGGCAAUGGAAGAUGGUCAGGGGAGAUACGGACCCGAAUGCGAUUGGUGGUCCUUAGGCGUGUGCAUGUACGAGAUGUUAUUCGGGGAAACACCGUUCUAUGCGGAAAGUCUGGUCGAAACUUACGGCAAAAUUAUGAACCACAAGAAUUGCUUCGAUUUCACGAUGGACGUCGACGUGUCCGACUCCGCGAAGGAUUUGAUAAAGAGGCUCAUUUGCGGUCAAGAAUUUCGAUUGGGACAAAACGGCGUGGAAGAUUUCAAGAACCACCAGUGGUUCGAGGGUGUCGACUGGGAGGGUAUAAGGGACAGCAACGCGCCGUACAUCCCCGAAGUGUCCAGUCCGACGGACACGUCCAACUUCGACGUCGACGACGCGGACAUCAGAUUAUCGGACGCUCUGCCGCCCACUGCCAACAAUGCCUUUACGGGCUUGCAUUUACCGUUUAUCGGGUUCACCUUUACGCAGGGAAGCUACCUUUGCGACCUGAGUAACCUUCGUUCGUCGAUAUCGGUGACGAGCGACACCGAAAAGCGGAACCAGCGGAACGAUAUCAUGUCUUUGGCGCUGAACGCGUCUCAGCAGCCGCCCGAGAAAGAGAUCGACCGCUUGAGAUCGCCGCCGGAUGGCACCCGCAAGCUCCAAGACGAAAUCAAUAUGUUGACGAAGAGGAACUGCGAGUUGGAAAUGCAACUGAGGAACAUGGAGACGGGCGGCCACUCGAAAGAUCUCCACAUCGAUUCUCUCGACGGCACCGAGACCGGGAAAAUCAAGGAGCUGGAACGUUUGGUGAAAACGCUGAAGCAAGAGAAAGAGGAGGCAAACAAGGACAAGCAGGAUCUGCAGGACAAGUUGAAAUUUCAGGAUAAGGAGUUGAAGGACGCGCUGGCGCAGAAAAAAUUGGCCAUGGCCGAGUACACGGAGGUCAGCGACAAGUUGGCGGAGCUGCGGGCCCAGAAGCAGAAAAUCUCGCGGCAGGUUAGGGACAAGGAGGAAGAGUUGGAGAUGGUGAUGCAGAAGGUGGACUCGUUGCGGAACGACAUCAGACGGGCGGAGAAGUUGCGUCGGGAGUUGGAGUCUAGGGUGGAGGAGGCGCAGGCGGAGGCCAGUAAAGAGAGGAAGCUCCGCGAAAGGUCCGAGGAGUAUUGUCGACAAAUGCAGGCGGAAUCGGACAGGUUACGGGUGAGAAACGAGCACCAGAGUCCCAGGGACCAGCAGGACUCUUUGAGGCUCAAGGCCGAACUGGAAAAAUUAGAGGUUCAGUAUAAUGAGGGUUUGGCACAGCAACAAGCUAGAUACAAUAUGGAGCUGGCCUCUCUGAGGGAACAACUCCAAGAGGCGGAAUCUCAUAGGGACCUUUUGGAAAGAGAGGUACAGACACUAAAAGAAAAGUGGGAAAAGUCAAAAUUGGAGGUGAUCGCGGAUACCGAGCAGACUUUUGCGGAAUUAAACCGUCGUCACGAACGAGACAAACAAAUCCUAGCCGAUGAAAAUAAAAAGCUUAACGAAACUGUAGAUUUUUUGACGGAAUCGAUGACUCGACUGCAAACGGAGCGCGCGAAUCUUGAAUCCGAAUACGAUACACUGAGGAGCAAACAGGACGCGUUGGGUCAAUGGGAGUCCCAGCUUUCGGAAAUUAUCCAAUGGGUGAGCGAUGAAAAGGACGCCCGAGCAUACUUGCAAGCGUUGGCUACCAAAAUGACCGAAGAACUGGAGUAUCUCAAGCACGCGGGUGUCUCGAACGCGGUGGGCGGGCCCGACAAAAACUGGAGAAACCGGCGGUCCCAGAAACUGGACAAAAUGGAGCUGCUUAAUUUGCAGAGCUCCCUGCAGAGCGAGAUUCAAGCCAAACAAGCGAUCAGCGAAGACCUGAGUAAGACCAGGGAAGCGCUUCUGGCCGCCCAAAAGGAACUUCGCGAAUACAGACAACGAAACGAAGCCUUAGUUAUAGAUUUAAAACGAAAAGAAAAACAAAUGAAAGACCUCCAGAACAGGCUGGAUUCGGAAGGAUCCACGGUAGGAUUGUCCGCAUUCAUCCAACGUCACGCUCCCAAGGUUCUCGAACGGCCGUCAUCCCAGAUGUCCUACCUCGAACAGUUCCUGAAGGAGACCAACUCCAAUUCCGGGCAGAACAUGUACGACAACGUGCCGUCUCAGUCUCUGCUCUACCAGAGCGGAUCGAUGGAGUCGGAGGACGGCGACAUCGAAGACAACAGAGCGCCCAGCAUAGUCAGCUCGAAGAGCAACCUUUCGGAACUUAGCGUGCACGAGUCCCAGUCGCCAAUGAAACACAAGGCCCACCAGUUCUUGGUGCGCACUUUCUCUAGUCCAACGAAAUGUAGUCACUGCACCUCCCUCAUGGUGGGCCUCAUGCGUCAGGGUAUGGUGUGCGAGAUAUGUGGGUUCACUUGUCACACCGCUUGCUGCCCGCACGUGCCACCGGUGUGUCCCGUGCCGCCCGACCAAACGAAACGACCUCUAGGCAUCGAUCCUACCAGGGGCAUCGGUACCGCCUACGAGGGUUACGUGAAAGUUCCGAAACUGGGCGGAGUCAAAAAGGGAUGGGUGCGUCAGUUCGUGGUGGUAUGCGACUUCAAGUUGUUCCUGUAUGACAUAUCAGCCGACCGCAAUGCCUUACCCAGCGUUCACGUAGCUCAGGUGUUAGAUAUGCGCGAUCCGCAGUUCAGCGUCAGCAGCGUCAAGGAUUCCGACGUCAUCCACGCGAACAAGAAAGACAUUCCCUGCAUAUUCAAGAUAUCGACGUCGCUGAUGGAACCGCCGGGACCACGUAACUCCACCCUGAUGUUGGCCGACAGCGAAGCGGAGAAGAACAAAUGGGUGGUGGCGCUGGCGGAACUCCAUCGGAUCAUGAAACGGAACAAUUUACCGAACACCGUGGUGCUUUUGGCGCGCGAGCUCAUCGACAACUCGCUCGCCUUGCUCAAGAACACGCUCAGCGCGGUGAUCAUCGAUCCCGACAGGAUCGUGCUGGGCACCGAAGAGGGACUCUAUUGCAUCGAUCUCGACAGAACUGAGAUAGCCAGGAUCGGCGACGGAAAGAAGAUGUUCCAGAUCGAGUAUAUCAGCGAGGAACAUUUACUGGUGGUGGUGAGCGGGAAACAGAGGCAAGUGAGACUGGUUCCCAUAAGGGCCCUGGACGGUGACGAUACGGAAUGGAUAAAGGUCACCGAAAGCAAAGGCUGCUCCGUUCUGGCGGUGGGGCCCGUGCUUAGGGCCCCGCUCACCUUUUGCCUUUGCAUCUCCAUCAGGAAACAGAACUUUUCGGCCAUCAUAAUUUACGAGAUAACACGGACCAGAACUAGGCAUCAACGGGUGCACGAGAUCAAUGUGCCAGUUAAUGUCCAGUCGCUCCAGUUGUUGUCCGAUGGCCGGCUCUGCGUCGGAUCACCCUCGUGUUUCACCGUUUACAGUUUACAAGGGGGCGAGCAGUUCACUUCGCUGCUCCACGCGGAGAACCCAUUGUACGCGACCAUCACGUGCAGCGCGGUGGAGGCGCUGAGGGUGAUAGAAUUACCUAGACGCGAGUACCUGCUGGUGUUCGGCACGUUGGCCGCCUACGUCGACAAGCACGGCCGGAAAUCCAGAGAUAGGGAGAUCAUGUAUCCGGCGGUGCCGACCGCGAUAAGUUACCGUGACGGCCACCUGGUGGUGUACAGCGAAACCCACAUUGAUAUUUUCAAUUGCGCCACCGGCGAAUGGGUGCAGACGUUGAACAUAAAAAGGUCGAAGCCGUUAAACGACAGCGGUAGCUUGUCGUUGUGCGUAUUGCACGAGUUGCCGCACCUCUUGUACCUGUCGAACGUCCAUCAGAGGGAGCUGAUUAAUUUGGAAAACAUCGUCACUCUCGAUACCGAAGGGAGAAUAAUUCAGAAGCCGAGGCGGCGGUUCUCGAUCAGAGAGGGACACAGGUCUCAGAGAGGGAACACAGACAGACGUUCGAAAUUAAUAUCGGCCCCGACGAAUUUUAACCACAUCAGUCACGUGGGACCCGGGGACAGUAUCCAGCAGCAGCGACUGAUCGACCUGACCACCAGUCUCGUGGACCACGUGCCCGAUCAUUUGACGUUCGCCGCCCCGCCCCCGCAGGCCAGGCCGACUAAGACAGCGCCAUUACCACCCGUUCCUGCGAAACCGUUGCCCAGCGAGCGACGUCAGCAGCGUCCCGAGAUCUCGAACCCGACGCCCAUCAGGGCUCAGUUCCCCGCGUAUAAUGGCGCGAAAAGGGCGGCGCCGCCCAGGCCGCGCGACCUACCGCCCGCGUUGCCACGCCCCUCGGACACGUCACCUUCGCCCGAUCCCGCCAGCAUCGGCAGUAUGUCGUCGCUACACGACAUGAUCAAGGGCGGGGACAACAGAGGCAGUCCGCGUCACUCGAUAGCCAGCAACAACAGUUCGAAUCUGUCGACUCCGCCUUCUCCGCAGGCCGACCACCACAACAACAGCUCGAGUUACGACAGUUAAGCGGAUUUCGUUUGAUCGAUGCUUAAGGUGUCCUUCGCUUAGCGAAUGCGUAAAAAAAAACAAUUUCGUCUUCCAGUACGAUAGUUGUCGGCUCACGCAAUUUUUGUCACACCAGAUCGACACUUUAUUUAUCGGGACUGAGUAGUUACCUCAAGAUUUAGAAAGAAAAAUCUUAUUCAAACAAUAAUUAAUAUAAACGACAUUUAAAUGUUAUUAGCGCUAACGGCACGGUACUUAUUUUUUUUUGUUUCGCUCGUCUCCCCUCGUGUGUAUAUUGUUUUUAGCGAAUUUUCUCGUUUGUAAUAUAUAUCCAUAUUAUUUGUGCGAAAAUGAUACAAGUCAAUUAAGUCUAUCGCGGUUGUAUCGGUCAGCGCGUUCUUCAACAAAAAGAAAAAAAUUAUUAUAUAUAUUUUAUAAUUUAUAUUUAUUUAUUUCGUUUGUUUUACGGUUUUCCCACUAACGGUUUGUUUUAAAAUGGUAUAAAGUUUUAUUAUCAUAUUUUAUUAGAAUAGAUGACUAUUUAAUUAUUCCUCGAAAUAAUAUUAUAGUUAAGGCAUUCGUAAACCUCUAAGGCUGUUGUCGAUACUAAUAAACGAGAUUCAGUCUGACCUGUGUUCUUCAAAGCCGAGCCCAACAUUAACAUCUCAAGUUACCAACUUGAUAUUUGUGUUGGUACACUGUAAAUCGAACUUACGUUGACGUUUCUUCAGUUAAGUUUAACCUCUACGUUCGGAAUCAAAAUUUGCCUCUUUGUUUAACCUUUCCGCAUUCUUUUUUUGCUUUGUCGAUCAUUAAAACAUAGUCGACAACUCACUUUAAUGCUUGGAGGUUUUUCGCGUGAUGCCGAGUACAGACAGAGAUCACAGGAGUCAUGUGAAAAGUUGCUGCUGGUGUGAUACGGCACGUAAGGUGGCAAAAAGCAAUUAACAAUGUAACAAUAUGCAAAUUUUCAUAACUACGUGAUAAAUAGUUUAAUUAGCCAUCGUCGUACUGGGGUCUAAAUGUUACGCAGAACACCAUGGGAUGAUACAAUUGUACCCCACUCUAAUUUGAACGCUUUCUGAUAUUUUAUGCGACAAUUCUGGUAGAUAUACACUGUGACAACAAAAUGAAAUAGUUAAUGUAAAUAAAAUAUGUAUAAUGCAUAUUAUAUUUAUUGAAAAAGUUGAACAAAAUAAACAAUUCUCAAAAAAGUUAGACGAACUGCUCUACUCAUAUUAAUUCUUACGUUUUUCCAAACAAUCUGCAAAUUAUAUGUUUUACACUACGGUCAGUGCAUGCAAAUUUUUUUCGAUCACAACAUUGUUGCCUUUGUUUCUAUUGCACAAAUAACAUCGUCCAGAAACAGGUCGUUCAGGUUCUUAGGAAUAGAUUUUGUGGUGCUUUUCCAAUUGUGGAAACAUUUCUAGCACAUAUGAUUCGACACUGUUGGGAAUUCUUGGUUGUUUUAAAUCUUCUUAUAACAUUUUCCCCAAUCAAUGACUCUCCCAAGUCCAAAAGAAAUUUUCUUCUGCUGUCUUUGCUUUUUAAUUUUUCAUCUGGAAAUUUUGCACUCCAUAAAAUAAAUGCAUUUAGUAUCAUGUCAAACCUGUCAAAGUGUCAUUUGUUUCUCUAAUAGUUUAUCUGCUAGGGACAAACUUGUAAAGAAAUUAUCUGUGCUUAUGCCAUAUCCGGUUCCUAGAUGUCGACAAGAUCUAAGACGACUCUUACGCCUUGAUUCUUUUCUGUUGUAUAGCUUGAGGGGCGCCUAAGAUAAAAAUGAGGCCAAUGUAUGGCUUUAUUUCAACAGCAUCUGUUGGUUUCCAUAUGUGUUGUAGAGGUUGUGUUUGAUUUGGGUGUUUUUCAUUCCAAAUUUUGAAAGUCUGAAAAAUUGGACAGGGAUAGGUACUAUUAGUGAAAAAUGCCAUAUAUAAUUCGAUAACUUUACAUGUUCUGCCUUAUCAUUAGUAUGCAAUGACAAUUAUUUCUAUAAUUUCGUCUGUCAGAAACAGUCUAACUGAAUCAAGUUUUGAAGCAAUAUUGAUACUGUGUUGACUUAGUCCAGGCUUUUUCCUAAUUAUAUUUGCAAAUUUCGUCGUUUUUGUCUAAGUUUUGAGUUAUCUUUGGUUCGAUAAAAUAACCUACCUUCUUCUAAGAUUUUUUCACUAUCGUCAGUCUUUAUUACACUACUCACAGCACCACUGUCAUUUCCGUCUUCCAUAAUCACAUCUUCAGACAUUCAUUAGAGCACCACCGUUAUUUAUUGCUUCUAUUAUAUCAUCUUCAAAAUCUCAUUUCCGGAACAUCAUCACUAUCUUCCUGACUACCACAGAGUUCUAUGUCAGCAUCAUUGAGAUCGUCAUUCAAUAAUCGUUCUAACUCUAAAUCGGUUAAUUUAUUUGGUUUGCGAAUAUUUAUUUUAUCAGUUAUUGUGUAACAUUUCACGCUAGCGUAAUGAUUUCAAAAAUCAAAAAUGUCUGAGACCAUCUGAUACUGACUGUAUUGCGCAUAAUCGUGACUAAUCAAAAUUGCGGAACCCUUGUGUAAAGUUAUUAAAAAGAUAUAAGAAAAAUUGAGUUGUUGCACGGUACGACGAAGGUUAACAUCUCAGUUAACAACUUAACCAACCGGUUAAGUUUAACCUCUGCAUUCGGAAUCAGAUUUACCUCUUUGUUGAACCUUUCCGCACUCUUUUUUUGGUUUAUCGAUCAUUAAAACAUAGUCAACAACUCAGAGAGAGGCAGAGACCACAAGAAUCAUCUGAAAAGUUGAUGCCACGUAAGGUGGCACAAAACAAUUAACAAUGUAACAACAUUAAAAUUUUAAUCAUUCCGUUUUAAAUAGUUAAAUUACGUAAAAUCUACAAAUACAAAUUCAGGGCACGUCUUCGUAAUAGUAAUAAAAACACAUUUUGCGUUCAAAAAGUCACUUUUUCCACGAAAAAUCAACAAAAGUAGACGCAUUUCAAGUUAGAAACCCCUUCGUCCUGUAAAAUGGUUACCUUGGGAUACUGGAUACUAACCAAGAUUAUGGCAUUAGCUUUUGCAUUUUUAGAAAUUGUUUUGGACAUUUCAAAUUUUCAUUUGUCUCUAACGAUGCUCGUUUUAUGCUGUGCUGGAAUACAUUCCUUUUAAUUCUACGCAUGUGACUUUCGAAUGUCUUUUUCCCACCAUUGUUUGGCUUUGUAGAGGACAAGUUACAAAGACAAACACUUCCAAUUGGUGUGCACGUAAUCUCCAAAAUGAACACGUUUUGCGUUAUAAUUUUCACCUUGCAAAGACAAUAUGCGAUAAUCGUAAGUGACCAAAAUCAAGUAGUUUAUAAAGUUGCAUUUCAAUUCUGGAUGACUUGAUCGGUCUAUUUUGGAUUAUCUGAUUUGUCGUACAAAACCAAUGGGUGUUAUAGUCUGUCUCAAUCUUCUUCGUGUAUAAAAUUUAUAACACUUCGACUGAGUUUGAUAAUCACUACGUCUAAUCCUCUUCUUCAAAUCUGCACUAUUAGUUAUAUCCCUUAUCGACGAUAUUGGCAUUUUUGUAAGUAGACAGGUUUCUUUUACAGAUGCUUGUUGAAUAGAUCCUCUAUUUUAUUCCUUCUAGAUUCUUUUAAUUUUUUCAAAACGCACAGUAAAAACAAUUAUUCAACACUGCCACACACUCAAGAAAUAUAUAUGACCCACUCCUGCCUUGCCACUCAAGUAAGAAUAAAUUUGAGACAGACUGUAUCUCAAAAUACCAACAAUCAGAACAAAAAAAAGAACGGAAUUUACGCCCACGUUAAACGUUUGGAUGACAUUUUAUUCCAACUAAUUUGAACUUCAACAAAUUGUAUAAAGAUCAAUUACUUUUUCUGGGCCAUUCCACUUUAAAAUACUUACACCAAAAUCACCCCUCACACCCACCCCCCGCCUUCGGCGAUCGGAAGUAGUCUUUUUGUUACACCAUUGAAUAAAAUUUAUCGCCGCAGAAGACUGAUUCCUCAAUAAUCGAUAAUCAAAAGAAAUUGGCGUGUGUAAAUAUUUAAAAAUGUAAUGGUGAAUAGUCCACAUUUCUUGAUCGUUUGGUUCGAGUUCCGUUUACGCUAGCUCAUAGUGGAUACGUUUAUUUUAAAAUAGAAAAGUUUAUAUUAACAUUGUAUAUAUAUCAUUUGUUUAUAUUUUCAGUGUUACGAAUAUUGUGUUUUUAUUUCGGGUGUAUGCUCUAAUUCU
Cylas formicarius (sweet potato weevil) is the source of this 9831-nucleotide messenger RNA. RefSeq names its product serine/threonine-protein kinase Genghis Khan (gene gek). Gene Ontology annotation, biological process: actomyosin structure organization; peptidyl-threonine phosphorylation. The transcript has 28 exons. Gene Ontology annotation, cellular component: cytoplasm; cytoskeleton. Lineage: Eukaryota; Metazoa; Arthropoda; Insecta; Coleoptera; Brentidae. Bases 384 to 5648 code for a protein of 1754 amino acids. The record is from RefSeq and is a predicted model, not a curated record. Gene Ontology annotation, molecular function: protein serine/threonine kinase activity; ATP binding.